Ceutorhynchus assimilis (cabbage seed weevil) is the source of this 4521-nucleotide messenger RNA. NCBI's taxonomy places the organism in Eukaryota, Metazoa, Arthropoda, Insecta, Coleoptera, Curculionidae. The record is from the annotation of a GenBank genome assembly.
AUGGAAACGCCGGAAAGUAAAAAACUCAACUUCGAAGCCCUAUCGAAAGAGGAGCUGAUAAAAAAGUGCAAAUCCCUAAUAACUUUGGCCCAAAAAGCGAAAACUGCCAAAGAAAAUCUACAGCAGGAGAACACCCAAUUGAAAAAGCAGUCAAACACCGCCAACAAUGAGAUUUUGGAAAAACUUACUGAAGAAAAAUUGGAUUUGGUCACUCAAAUUGACUCGUUAAAGUCCAAAAAUAAAAACCACCAAGAAAAAAUUAAUCAACUUGAAACCGAAAAUACUUCAUUCAUAAGGCAAGUAAAAAGACUCACAGACGAAAACGAGCAGCUUAUUUCCGACCUUUCUACACUCGAAGCCCAAAUCACAGAACUUCACAAUCUUGGCCUGCAGCAAAAAAGCCAGUUGUUGGAGUUGGAAAAAUCACAUUCGGAUUUACAACUUAGAUUAUCAGGUAGCUUGAAUGAAGUUGAAAAAGUUAAUAAUGAAUUAAAACUUAAGGAUAAAGAGAUAUUGGAGUUAUCACAAGAAUUACAAGCUUUAAAGAUAGUUAAGAAAAGCAAUAUUAAUAAUAUUUGUGAUAGUAGCAAAGAAAUUGAUGAUUUAAAAAUUGUUAAUGAUAGACUUAAAGAUAAGGUUUUGUUGUAUCAUUCUAAGCUAAAAAAAUUUGCUUUAGUUAUUAGGGAAAUUAAAAAUGAAAGAAAUGACGUUAUUAAGUUGUUUAAAGAUUGUAAUUUGCAAAUGAAGGAGCAAUUGCUUAAAGCUAGCAAGGAUUUGCUUCAAUUGGCUGAUAAGCUUAAAGAGAAAAAUCUGGCUGAUGAAGAGAAGAAAUAUGCACAACAACAGAAAGAAUUGGAAUCGUUGAAUGAAGAAAUUAGAAUGAAGCAAGAAUUAAUUGAAGAGCUUCAAGAAGCUAUAAGGAUUAAUGAAGAGAAGCUUAAUGAAGCUUAUCAGAAAAUGGCAGCAAAUAAUAAUCAAGAAAAUGACUUGAAAAUGAUUAAAGAACAACAAAAUGAGGAGUUGAAACUAGUGAAUGAAAAACAUGAUGUAGAAAUUCACGAGCUGAAAGAUGAAUUUGAAAAGUCUAUGGCUGAAAUUGUCAGAAAACAACAAGAAGAUGAACUACAGACUAAAGAAGAACUUGCCAGAAAAGAAAAUGAGAAUGAGGAACUUAGAAGCAAAAUAACCAAGCUGGAAGAAGAACUAUUUCAGUCUGAAGAAAUAUUAAAAAAUAAUGUUGAAAAACUUCAAGAAAGUUUUGAGAAAAAACUCAAUGGAGCUCAACAAGAACUUGAAAUGUACAAAAAAGAAGCAGAAGAUGGAAGAAAACAACAAGAAAAUGAGGAUUUUGAAGCCAAAAUUACUGAACUCUCAGAAGAACUAAAAUCGAAACAAGAACUGCUAAAAAUUACUGAAAAUAACUUUAAAAUACUCCAAGAAACUUCUGAUAAAAACUUGAAAGAGGCUACAGAAGAACUUGAAAAGUAUAAAGAAGAUAAUGCCAGAAAAGACAGUGAAAAUAAGGAACUUAGAGCCGAAAUUACCAAGCUAAAACUUUUUGAAGAAACCUUGAAAAACACUGAAAACAAUUUGAAAAAGCUCCAAGAAAAUUGUAAAGAAAAAAUCAAUGAACUUGAAACAUACAAAAAAGAAGCUGAAGAUGCAAGAAAACAACAAGAAGAAAGUGAAAAUGAAUUCAAAGCCAAAAUUCAUGAAAUUGCUGAAUUAAAUGGAGAAGUCGGAUGGCUGAAUGAAGAAAUAAAACUGAAACAAAAACUCCUUGACGAAGCAUUAGAAAAUGCGAAAAUACUAAAAGAAACAUAUGAAGAGAAACUCAAUAAUGCUGAAACAAUGAGAAAACAACUUGAAACAAGCGAGAAUGAAAAUACAAAACUUAAAAAAGCCUUGAAAGAGUAUGAAGUAAAACUAGAAAAAGCCCAAAAGUCUUCAGAAGAAACCAACAAACUGAACGAAGCAUCCAAACAAUCUGAGCAAAAACUAACAGAAAAAUCCAGCGAAGAAAUCAUCAGACUAGUCCAAACAAAUAACGACUUACAAGAAAAAUACUCCAAACUUCAAGAAAACAUCAAUAAAAAGUCCGAAAACAAUUCUACGCAAACAGACGAAAUAGAAGAUACACAAGAAGACAAUGGAAUUGACUUGAAACGUGAAAACUCUGAAAUGCUCCUAGAAAUGAACCAAAUGAAUCAAGCCCUCAAAGAAAGAGGCGAAACAAUAUCAAAACUAGAAGCACACUGUGAAGAAAUCAAGAAAAAACUUCAACUUUACGAAACACAAGCAAAUAAAAAUGUCGAUUGUAUAAGUGAAAAAGACAAAACAAUAAAAGCCUUGUCUACAGAGCUUGAUUCAUUACGCAAUCCAGAAAUAGCCGAAUUGAAAGCUGAAAUAGAACAACUAAAAGAAAAACUAAACUACAAUGACAAUUAUGCUGAAAGUGAAGCAAUGUCAACAUCAACAAUAUCGAAAACUGAAGAAGCAAAUCGGCUAAAAGAUUUAGAAGGCUCUUGGGAGGAAAGAUAUGGAAAAUUGAGAACCCUUGCAGUAAAACUUAAAGCAAAAAUAAAAGAACAAGUAAAUAGUAUAAAUGAACUUGAAAAAGAACGCGAAGAAUUGUUUAAAAAACAUCAAACAUCUACUAAAACCAUACAAAGCCUUCAAGCUCAACUAGACAAUUUACAAGACGAUUUAGAUAAAACAAGUAAAGAUAAUAAACAAUACAUAACAAAACUAAACUCAGUAGCUGAAAGUAUAUCAAAAGACAAACAACUAUUAGUAGGAAACGAAGAAACAAUUUCAAAACUAAAUAAGGAAAUUGACAAAUUAAACAAAGAAAAACAAUCUACAGAAACUUGGAAAAAACAAGUAGGAGCCAAAGUGCAAACCUUAAGAAAAGAACUAGAAGCUAAAAACCUACUAAUAAAAGACUUUGAAAGUCAAAUAACCAAACUAGAAACCGAAAUUUCCAACAAAGACACUCAACUAAAACAAGAACAAGAAAACCACAAACAAACUAAAACCCUAUUAGAACAAACAAAUGGAGAAAUAAAAAAGAAUUCAGUAUUAAAUCUAGAAAUGCAAGACUACGAAAAAAGCGUAAAAGAAUUAUCGCAAAAAAUUGAAAAACAAAAAACCGAAAUCACCAGCUUACAAACCCAAGUAGACAUGCAAAAAAAUACAGUCAAUGCUUUGCGAGAGCAAAACAAAACUUUAGAAGACCGCCUAGAAGAAGUACAAAAAAGCGAUAGCAGUAGCAACAUGGAAGUAACCACUUGCAAAAAAACCAUCAAAAACCUAGAAGAAGUUCUACAACAAAAAGAAGACAAAUUAAUAAGCACCAACAAACUCUUAGAAACAGCCAGAUCUGAAAACGAAGAACUCUCCACAGAGUUGAGCAAAGUGAUAGCAGAACACCAAAAAUCUUUGAACACAAUCAAAAACGAAAGAGAUCAAUUAAGAAACCAAUUAUUAAGCGUACAGCAAAAUCUGAGAGACACACAAAACACUUUGAAACUGAGAGAAGAUGAAUUAAAGGGAAUCAAGGAAGAAUAUGAAACUUACAAAGUAAGAGCUCAAAGUGUUUUGAAGAAAAAUCAAGGCAGGGAUCUUGGGUUGGAAGAGAAAUUGUCCGAAGAAGUUUCUACAAUGAGGACGCAAAAUGAUAAAUUGAAUGAAGAAUUAAAGGAGAUCAGAGACAAACUUCAACAAGGUGAAAUUGCAAAAGAAAACUUGAUAAAAGAAAGAGAUAAUCUGCACAAAAAGUCAAAAGAUUUGGAAAAUGAAGUUGAAGAAUUAAAGAGUUAUGGAGAGCAGCUUGGAUUGAAGCAUCAAAAAGCGCUCAGUGAACAUGCUGAGACUAUCAGAAAUUUGAAGAUUCAUGCUGAAACUUUGGCUCAAUGCUACCGCCAACAACUAACAGAACAAGAAACGAGACACAACCGAGAAAUAAUCGAACUACAAAGUCAAAUAGAAAAAGCCCCAUCUCCAAUAGAACAUACAAUUCAUCCGAACAUGCCCAGAGAAGAAGGUGAAGGCUCUGAAAGCGUUGAAAGUAAUCCACCGCCCAAUGUGCAUCCAAUACCUUUAGAGCGAUUACUAGAUUCCAAGUCUGAUGACGAAGUUCAUCACCUGAAAAAACAAAUCUCGGAGCAGGAAUCGAAAUUGGUGCACUUAACGGCGCUACUUUCGGACACUGAACAGGACCUGGCCAAGCAUGUUCAGAUGAACAAGGUGCUUAAAGAGGAAAUUAGACGGCAGCAAAGGUCGGUGGAGAGGGAACAGCACGCUGAGAAUUUGGAGUAUUUGAAGAAUGUUGUUUUCAAGUUUGUCACAUUGAGCGCCGGAGACGAACGAACCCGCCUGGUACCUGUUCUAAACACCAUUUUGAAAUUGAGCCCCGACGAAACUCAAAAACUACAAAUGGUCGCCAAAGGCGACCCAGGAAUAAAAGCCUGGGCAAGCUAUUUGCCCAACUGGACGUCGUCGCCCAACAAACCCCAAUAA